AUGGACAAAUUGACCGCCACGCUGGCCAAAGUCAAUUAUCCGUCCGAGGUAGAGAAUGGUUCCAUGUUGUUGGUAGUCACUCUGGUUAUACUGUUUCUGUGGUUCAUAAUCCCCAGCCCCGUGAAACGCAGCAAUGUGUCUGUACCAACUGUUACACUCUUCAACCCUUAUCUGCCGGAGUUCCUGAGUCGCGUAUGGUUCAAUUCAACAGCGGCGACUGUGAUUUACAAGGGAUAUCGCCAGCAUAAGGAUCGGGCAUUCCGCCUUCUCAAGCCGGACGGGGAUAUUAUCGUAUUAUCGAAUAAGUAUGUGGAGGAACUGCGGCAGCUACCUCUCACAACGCUUAACGCUUUAGAAGCGGUGUUCGAGGAUCAUGUUGGCAAGUAUACGACAAUCCUGAACGAUAGUCACCUCCAUACCGAGGUUAUACAAAAGCGCCUGACUCCUGCCAUCAGCCGGUUCAUACCAAGGAUUAUAGACGAAUUAGAUCAUGGCUUUGCUGUUGAGAUGCCAGAGUGCGAAGAUAAAUGGGCCCUAAUCAGACCAUAUGAGGUUUUCCUCCGCCUAGUCGCUCGAGCCGGUGCCCGUGUGUUUGUCGGACCAGAAAUCUGCCGUACUGAGAAAUGGCUGACUGCCUCAAUCGACUUUACUAAAAAUAUAUUCAUGACAAUCACACUUCUACGUCCCAUACCAAGCUUCCUCCACCCGAUCAUUGGGCCAAUGUUACCCAGCAGCCGCAGUCUGGAUACACAGCUACGAUACGUCCAAGAUGAGCUCCUCGGCCCAGAGAUAGUGAAGCGCCGGCAGAGGCAAGCGUCGGGAGAUCCAGACUAUGAGAAGCCGGAUGAUUUCCUCCAGUGGAUGAUAGAUCUAGCUCAGAAUGAUAAAGAGGGCGAUCCAGGCAAUAUCGCUCAUCGUCUGCUGGGUCUGACUAGUAUGGCAGUGGUGCAUACAAGCGCCAUGUCUAUCACUCAUGGGUUGUAUGAUCUUAUCACGAUGUCUCAGUGGCUUGAGCCCCUCCGUCAGGAGAUCCAGGAGGCCAUGCCCGACUGGAAGUCUUCCAGUUACAGUAGUCUGGUUUCGCUUCGGCGAUUGGAUAGCUUUCUCAAGGAGUCGCAGCGCUUUAAUCCCCCCGGCGAGCUAUCGUUCCACCGGGUGGUGAAAAAAGACCUAGUCUUCUCUGAUGGCCUCCGACUUCCAAAGGGUACCCAUAUUUGCAUGGCAUCUGGACCCAUCGGCAUGGAUACCAAGUACGUCUCCGACCCUACCACUUUCGAUGCAUUCCGCUACGUCGAUGGGGACAAAGCUCAGUCCCAGUUUGUCCACACCAGUGCUACAAGCAUGCACUUCGGUCUGGGUCGGUAUGCAUGUCCCGGUCGCUUCUUCGCAACUUUUGUCUUGAAGGCCAUUCUCAGUCGAUUCCUUGUGGAGUAUGAAUUUCGAUUUGGGCCUGAUCAAGUAGGAAGGCCGAAGAAUAUGUUGCUGGGUGAUAAGAUCGUUCCCAAUACCUCUGUGGAUGUGUACGUGCGAAAGCGUACUGGAUCGCGGAGUACAGCGUAG
Molecule: messenger RNA, 1560 nt
Organism: Aspergillus oryzae RIB40
Lineage: Eukaryota; Fungi; Ascomycota; Eurotiomycetes; Eurotiales; Aspergillaceae
Product: cytochrome P450
Exons: 6
Coding region: 1-1560 (519 amino acids)
Molecular function (GO): oxidoreductase activity, acting on paired donors, with incorporation or reduction of molecular oxygen; monooxygenase activity; heme binding
Source: RefSeq, a predicted model, not a curated record